This is a messenger RNA of Andrographis paniculata, 309 nucleotides long. Its product is annotated as putative glycine-rich cell wall structural protein 1. The record is from RefSeq and is a predicted model, not a curated record. NCBI's taxonomy places the organism in Eukaryota, Viridiplantae, Streptophyta, Magnoliopsida, Lamiales, Acanthaceae. The transcript has a single exon. The coding region runs from base 1 to 309 and encodes 102 amino acids.
AUGUCCCUAUAUCAUCAUCAAUUCAUCACUCUUGUUUUUCUUUUCUACUUGCUUUUCUUCCAUUAUUCCUCUGCAAUACGCACUGCUUCCCGUAAAAAUGCUCAGUCGCCGGAGAUUCCAGCCGGCGCGGCGGCGGCCGGUGGCGUCUCCGCCCGUGGCCUGAACUUGGGGUGGGGGUGGGGGUGGGGCAGCACCCCUACUUCGGAAUCGGGAUGGGGCUGGGGCUGGGGGAGUAGCUCCGGCUGGGGGUGGGGGUGGAGCUCCGAAAACCGCAGCGGCGGCGGCGGCGGCGGCGACCCUUCCGGCUGA